Magallana angulata is the source of this 3222-nucleotide messenger RNA. RefSeq names its product zinc finger protein 816-like. The coding region runs from base 319 to 2748 and encodes 809 amino acids. The transcript has 4 exons. Gene Ontology annotation, molecular function: RNA polymerase II cis-regulatory region sequence-specific DNA binding; DNA-binding transcription factor activity. Gene Ontology annotation, biological process: regulation of transcription by RNA polymerase II. NCBI's taxonomy places the organism in Eukaryota, Metazoa, Mollusca, Bivalvia, Ostreida, Ostreidae. The record is from RefSeq and is a predicted model, not a curated record.
AUUAAUACGUAGACAAUGAGAGUAAUUCUGUCCUUUUUUUCCAAGAAUGUGCAACCCCUUUUCUCAAAUAUAAACCAACAUGGUUUUGAUGCAUAAUAGGCAUUAGUGAUUUAUAUAAUAAAUACUGAAGAAAAUAGAAUUUUUGUUAUUGUGAAGUUCCCUUAUUGCUUAUGUAUUGUUUUAUAGUAAACAAAACAAGAAUUUAUGUUUUUAACACGAAAAAUUGCUUGUAUUUCAUUUUAAAAAUUGUCUUUAUCAGCAAGUUCCUUUUACAAUAUCAGAGGAGCACAUUUUCAAGUCGCCUUGUGUCUUUCUUUUAUGUUCAUGUUGAUGUGCAUGGAUGGAGUAAUGGAGGAGGAUACAAUAUCUACCAUGAAAAUGGAAGAUUCUGGAGGGGAGAGAGGAAAUCUUUCUUUUGGAAUGCCCUCCAUGUCUGGUGAACCUGUUGUGAUUACCUACACCACUGAAAGCACAGAAGAUGCCGCACAACUUCAGGAAAAGAACGAAUUAAAAGCAAACACAACAUGCACAGAAACAAGUCAACGAGAUACUGAGGCUGCAGAGAGUGACAGUUUCAGUGAGGCCCUGGCAGGGGAGCAGCUUCUACAGAUGGCAAAUGCAAUCGUGAUGGAACAGGGACAGAUGGGUGUGGUGGAGGAAAAUCAACAUGAAAUAGUCCAAACUGUCGACGAAAAUGGAACUGUUGUCAAAGAAAUGCAGAUUGUUCAAAACAGCGAGGUAGAGACAAUGGGGCAGCUACAAACAAUGGCAGAAUAUACUGAUGAAGAUGGAGCCAUACAUCAGGUUCCUGUCAAACUGGAUAAUGACAACCAGUUGGUGCAACUGGUUCCUGUUUCAACUGAGGAUGGGAACCAAGUUUACAUCCAGGUCCUGAACCCAGACAAAACGGACGGACUGUCCACCGAAGAGUCCCCCACGGAGAUCCAGGAGGUGUUGAUAACCGAGAACCAGCUAGGACAGGAAAUGAUAUCUCAGGACGAAUCCAUGGACGGUCAGGAAAUCACCAUUGAGAAUGUCCAGGAAUUGUCCAACUACAAAACGCAGGUCAUGGAGGAUGGAACGGUCCAAAUCUACAUGCUAGAAGACAAAAAUAAACAGCAGAGGGGACUUAAUAAAACUCUGAUGAACAUCAUAUCUCCCACUAAAGGGGAUGCCUCUGGUCCGCCGGCCAGCUCUCUGAUGACAAUUCAAGCCAAAAAAUACAGAGACGUGGCCACUCAGAUUACUGUGUUUCCAAAAUUUUCUAGGCAGGGAUUGUUUGAUGUCUCAACGCAAGUUACAUCCAAAGAGAUUCAGAGAGAUCCAAAAUUACGCAGUCUCCCAAAUGGCACCACUAUCAUUCAGAAUAGUAUUGUUAAUCAGAGCGAGAGCACCAUCAUUCUAAAUGCAGGGAGUGAGAAUGAAAUGAUUCUCCAUAAAUGUACCAUCUGUGGAAAAGUGUACAAAAAUAAACAGAAUUGGCAGGGGCAUAUCAAAAUUCAUGCUCAAGAAAAAGUAUACAUGUGUGGCUAUUGUGGAAAGAUUUACCCCCGUGGGAGCCUCUCAACUCACCUUCGUACCCACUCAGAGCUCAGACAGAUUGCUGUGUUUGAGAACUUGCCCGAUCAUUUGAAGAGGAAGAACUACAAGCAAGCCCCAGGAAUGGUUUUUCCAAAUGAAGAGGCAUCCAUUAUAGAACUAAGCAUUGCAGAUGUCGCCUGUGAAAUAGAUCCGGAUUUGUUCCCACCACCGGCAGCUGAAGUGGUAACCGCUCCCUCCACCAUUUUGCCUGCCAAUGACGCCUCAUUACCAGAGCCAGCGGCCGAGUCGGAAGUCUUCACAGAAAAUGAUAUUCCCGCCAAAAUGCACAUGGAGGUGGAAGCGGAAGCAGAAAUUCAGGAAGGAACAAAGACCAAGUUUAUUUAUAAAUGUAAUGUCUGUGGUAAGGAAUAUAAUAACAAGAGUAAUUGCCAUAGGCAUCUCAAGUCCCAUACAGAUACAAAAGGCUUCAAAUGUGGAUAUUGUGGGAAGGCAUUUACACACAGGUACGAGGUACGAAUGCAUUGUAGAACUCACACUGGUGAGAGACCGUACAAGUGCCCUAUAUGCACUCGUGGAUUCAACGAAAGUGGAAACCUUAGGCGCCAUAUGAAAAUCCACGAGGGAGACAAUUCACCAUUUAAGUGUGGAGUCUGCUUCAAAGGAUUUAAUGACACUUUAAGAUUGAAUGCUCACAUGAAAGUUCACACAGGAGAAAUUGUUUGUGAUGUGUGUGGCAAGAAGUUUGGCAAGAUAUCAGAUUUGUAUCGUCACAUAAAAAUCCACAGUGGUGACCGUCCAUACAAAUGUGACUUAUGUGGGAAGACUUUCUGCCAGAAGGUCAAUUUAAUCACACAUCAGCGCACCCAUACUGGUCAGAAAGCUUUCAGGUGUGACUACUGUGGUCUGGGAUUCAGCCGUAAGACCAUCCUCCAGCAGCACAUGAAGACUCACCUGGAAGAUGAAGAGGAUUUCUCGGUGGAGAGGACAGCGGUCAGGCCUGGGAAGGGACAGGUGGAGAUUAAUAUGGAGGCAGAUGUCAUUGAGCACAUGGAGGCUCUGUCUAACGAGUUCGUGGAAGAUGGAGAGACCCAGACAACGGACAUCCAGGACGUGGUGCUGGAAGACGGGGAGGAGAUCAUCACCGAGGCAACCAGUCAAGAUAUAGCGGCUUAUAAGAUACAAGAGGUGGAAACAUACACAGACUGAUGGAAGAUUGUGAAAGGAAAUGAAAAUAUAUUCUAUACCUUGAGUUUGAUAAAAGUAACAAAGCCAAAUUAUUGCAAGGCGAUUGAUUGACAGUUAUUUUUUAAGGUUAUUGCCUAAUAUUUAUGUGUUCUAUGGUUCAUGUAAAAUAUAUUUAUUUUUAUACUAUCAAUGGUAACUGUUGUUGUUGGAGAAGGGAGGUAUGAACUGGAAGACCAGUGAAAUACAUGUAUGACAAUUGAUUAUCUGGUCAGAUUCAAACAAGGCAGCAACUGAAAUUAUCAGUAUAUACUACAUGUACUACAUAAUUUAUUGCACAUUAUAUCCAAUGUUUAAAAAGUGAAUUUCAGAAAUACUUUUGAAGAAACUUGUUGAGUUUUGAACUUUGGUACAGUUUGUGUUCUUUAUUUCUGGUUGAUAUAUAGUUAUGAUCAAGUUAUCAGUUUGGAAUUAUUAAAAUUGUUAUUUGAGCUUAAA